ACAAGUACACAAAGUCCAGAAGGUGUUUCUGGUUCAAGGUAAACAGCAGCUACACGGGGCAAACAGAGGCGGGCCGGAUGAUGAUUCUAUCCUCAUGAGUGAUUGGAUGAGCUGAGGCUUUAUAUAUAAAGCUGGACUGCAUUGACAACAAUUUUAGAAACUAUUAUUCAAGGAAGAAGAAAACGUCUUUGCAGCAACUGAUUUGGACAAGUCAUGAGUGGAUGUCCGUACUUUGAGAAGAGGCAUUUGUUAUUCAAAAACAAGCCUCCAACAACGGAGGAAGAAGAGGAUGCCUCUCAGGCUGGGGUUAACAAGGCCAGCAAAGGAGGAAUCAUCUACGGAGAAUACCUGCAGCUCGACAAAAUAGUCUCGGCCCAGGUGUUACAGAGUGAGUUGAAGGGUAAUAAGAUCCAUGAUGAGCACCUCUUCAUUGUCACCCAUCAAGCCUAUGAACUGUGGUUCAAACAGAUUUUGUUCGAGCUGGAUUCAGUGCGACACAUAUUCAUCAGUGGACACGUCAGAGAUGAACGCAACAUGCUCAAAGUCAACACUCGCAUCCACAGGAUUGUGAUGAUCUUCAGACUCUUGGUCGACCAGUUUUCAGUUUUGGAAACAAUGACAGCUUUGGACUUUUUUGACUUUAGGGAAUACCUAACUCCAGCCUCUGGAUUCCAAAGCCUCCAGUUUCGUAUCUUGGAGAACAAAAUCGGGGUCCCGGACAACCUGAGGGUGCCAUACAACAGACGCCAUUACAGAGACAACUUCAAGGGGCAUGAGAGUGAGAUGCUGCUCGCCACUGAACAGCAGCCAACACUUCUAAAACUAGUCGAGGAGUGGCUGGAGAGAACUCCUGGCUUGGAGGUGGAUGGAUUCAAUUUCUGGGAAAGGCUGGAAAUCAAUAUAUUUGAUGGGCUGAACAAGGAGAAGGAAAAAAUCGAGACAAUGGAGGAUUCAGAAGACAAAGAGGAAAUGAUGGUUGAACUGGUCAAACAGAAAGAGCUGUUCACUUCUCUGUUUGAUGAAAAGCGUCACGAUCAUCUGCUUAGCAAAGGUGAGAGGCGGCUAUCUUACAAGGCUCUCCAAGGUGCCCUAAUGAUCUACUUUUACAGGGAAGAGCCAAGGUUUCAGGUUCCUUUCCAGCUGCUCACAUCCCUCAUGGAUAUUGACACCCUCAUGACAAAAUGGAGAUACAAUCAUGUUUGCAUGGUGCAUCGCAUGAUUGGCAGCAAAGCCGGCACAGGGGGCUCGUCUGGCUACCACUACCUGAGAUCCACUGUCAGUGACCGGUACAAAGUGUUUGUGGAUCUGUUCAAUCUGGCAACGUUCCUGGUGCCUCGCCACUGGGUGCCCAAGCUAAAUCCCAACAUCCACACGUUCCUGUACAUGGCCGAAUGCUGCGACAGCUCCUACUGCAGCAGUGAAGACUCAGACUAAGAGGCGCCUCAGCCUUUUUUCACUGAAAUGGGCCUUUAAACACUAGAUCCGUAGCACAGCUGGAACAUUUUAGUGACAGGUGUAUAGGGGGCCAUCAAAGCAUGCAAAGAGACACUGAUUUCAUUGAGAAGACACACAAUGCCUAUCAGAUAAGCAUGACAUCAGCGUGAUGAACCUUAAAAAAAGCACAUAAGCUGAAAAAAAUGUUCUACCAAAAGAAAUGUGCUGUUUUUGUUCAAAACACACAAACAUAACAAAUUAAUAAGGCAUUUUUGGAGCAUCUUAAUUGCAUUUUUUAAGUUAAAAAUGGCACAUAGAGGGAUCCUUUCAUAUGGUUGACCAUCUCAACCUCCAAAAAUGUCAUUAAGGAGAAACAUUUGAUAAGUUUUAUAUUUACUAUCUAGGAAGGAUUAAAAUUGGGAACUGCAAAUAAGGAAAAUACCAAAAUGUGUUCAUUUUAAUGGUCAAGCACGGUGAAAUAUAUCUCUUUUAUACCGAAGCCCAACAAAUAUCCUUUGUUAACAGAGAACAGAACAGCAGAUUUCUAGUUCAUUAGCUAAAUCAAGCCGAGGUUCACACGGCAUAAACUUGUGACGCAGUGUCUGACCCUGAAUAAUUAAAAUGGCCAAAUGAGACUAUUUUAGUCUAAACUCUAAUCUUGACCGGUGACACAGCACAGCAGAUGGCUCCUUGAUAACAGUUGCUUAGAUGUUUUUUUUUCAGUACAAUUAUGUAAAUCCAUUGUGACUGACCUGAAAGCAAAUGGAUCAGUGAGAGCAGUGAUCAAACCCCUGGUUUAACAAACACAUUAUGUUUCAGGCGAGCACGGGGAAGGCGUCAGACAGGAAGCCAAUGCAGAACAUUGGGAUGUCUGAGGUUCAAAAAAGACAAUGAUUAUAAAGCUGUGUACAAAAUAUCAACACCUAUAAUAAGACAAUUUGCAAGGCAUAGAAGUAAACAACGAGCUAUAGAAUGUGUACAUAAUGUUAAUAUUGUAGUUGUGUAAUAAUGUGUUUUGUAUAUAUGGUGUUUCGUUAUUUUAAUUGCGUAUUUAUGCAGGGGUGGAACUCUGUAUACAUAGAUCUUUAGCCUCAUCACCGUGUAAAACGCGUGUCUAUCAUAUGUAUUUAAUAAGAUACAUUUUUUUAUUCUUAUUAUUAUAGUUGUGUCUGUGUUUAUUGUGCAGUUAUGAUCAAGAAUGUAUCAGCAUAUAAAGUGAUUUAUUUUGUUUAAGAAAUGUAACGUGGCGAUAUAUUAAUAAAAACAUUUUUUAAAGAGA
Eleginops maclovinus (Patagonian blennie) is the source of this 2713-nucleotide messenger RNA. RefSeq names its product tryptophan 2,3-dioxygenase a (gene tdo2a). NCBI's taxonomy places the organism in Eukaryota, Metazoa, Chordata, Actinopteri, Perciformes, Eleginopidae. Bases 214 to 1434 code for a protein of 406 amino acids. The transcript has 12 exons. The record is from RefSeq and is a predicted model, not a curated record. Gene Ontology annotation, molecular function: L-tryptophan 2,3-dioxygenase activity; heme binding; metal ion binding.